Rhea pennata is the source of this 1707-nucleotide messenger RNA. It is a transcript of the gene CCDC92, whose product is annotated as coiled-coil domain containing 92. The transcript is spliced from 6 exons. Lineage: Eukaryota; Metazoa; Chordata; Aves; Rheiformes; Rheidae. The record is from RefSeq and is a predicted model, not a curated record. Bases 92 to 1093 code for a protein of 333 amino acids. Gene Ontology annotation, cellular component: centriole.
GCGGCUGCCGCCAGGGAGGGGCCCGCGGCGGGAGGAGGGAGCCGCCUGGGCGCCGCCGCGGAGGGGCGAGACAGAGUACCUGCAUGUCAGGAUGGCAACGUCAAAUCUGGAGAACCAGUUACACAGUGCCCAGAAGAACCUACUGUUUCUCCAGCGAGAACAUGCCAACACACUGAAAGGUCUGCAUGCUGAGAUUCGUCGCCUGCAGCAGCACUGCACAGAUUUAACCUAUGAGCUGACUGUAAAAAGUUCAGACUUGACAGGAAAUGGUAGUUCAAGAAGUGAUGAGCUUAAAAGGAAGUGUGAAGAACUUGAAGCUCAGCUGAAAGUCAAAGAGGCUGAAAAUAAUGAAUUAUUGAAAGAACUUGAACAAAAGAAUGCUAUGAUAAUGGUGCUGGAAAAUACUAUUAAAGAAAGAGAAAAGAAGUAUUUAGAAGAGUUAAAAAUGAAAAGCCAUAAGCUAAGUAUGCUGUCGAGUGAACUAGAGCAGAGAGCGAGUACCAUUGCUUAUUUAACUUCUCAACUACAUGCUACCAAGAAGAAGCUGAUGAGUUCAAGCGGGGCUUCGGAGGGGACCCCUUCUGGCAGUCCAGUAUUGUCCAGCUACAAACCAGCCCCUCCCAAAGACAAACUGCCUGAGACUCCACGACGCAGAAUGAAGAAGAGUCUGUCGACACCGCUCAACCCCGAGUUUGAAGAGGCCUACAGAAUAGGGUCGGAUAGCCGGAAGCUGCUCUUACGAGAGCCCGUGGAUGCCAUGCCUGAUCCCACUCCGUUUUUGUUGGCCAGGGAAACUGCAGAGGUACAUCUUAUUAAGGAGAGGCCAUUAGUUAUUCCACCCAUUGCUUCGGACCGUGCAUCUGGUGAAUCGCACAGUCCAGCCCGAGAGAAGCCGCACAAGGCCCACAUUGGGGUGGCGCAUCGAAUUCACCAUGUCGCACCGUCCCAGCCCCAGCCGGAGGUGGAAACACUGGCAGUGGAUCAGUUUCUCUUUCUCAAACCCCUGAGUAGGACCAGUGAGAAACAACGGCUCCCACACGCUGCUAAGCUUAUGACGUGCCUUCAGCGACUUGGAACGCAUGAUGGUUGUUAAUGCUGAUGAAAGACCCCUAUCUGCCCUCUUCCCUUCCCCUUGCCAGCUGUAGUCUGCCCCUUCUAAGCUUUUGCUGCAGCUGUGUGUUGCUGUGUCCUCUGCCCCAGAGCCUUGGAUAACUAUGUGUCAGCUUCCCCAACAAAGGCACUAGCAGGAGUGACGCUAACUGUGGUACUGCUAAAUUUCCUGUGCAGCAUGAUACCUUACAGCAGGGUUGUUCCCCAUCAGUGGUGGUUUGGAAUAUCCACUAGCCCUAACGCCCUGUACACCCUCACGCCUCAGUCGCUUGGUAUUUUGAAGCCCAGGAACCACUCUUUGGUCUUGCACCUUGCAGGUUGUGUGGGUUUUGUUUUAUAAAUGGUGAGGAGGGAUAGGGAAAAGCUGUGUUCCUGGAAAAUGGUUGGUUAAAGAAAGGUGGUGAUUCUAUGGUUUUCCAUUUUUAAGUGUAUUGCUUUAACCAGCAGUGGUUUUGACAUUUUUGUUGCCAUAUUUUUAUCGUGAUUUACUGUAUGACUGAACUACCCUGCCACUUGUUCAAGGAUGAUGGAAGGCAUCUCUUCUAAGCACAGCAGAAGUGAUGCUUUGGGCAAUUAAAAACACUUCUUACAACCAUA